Molecule: messenger RNA, 2548 nt
Organism: Thunnus maccoyii (southern bluefin tuna)
Lineage: Eukaryota; Metazoa; Chordata; Actinopteri; Scombriformes; Scombridae
Gene: cog6
Product: component of oligomeric golgi complex 6
Exons: 19
Coding region: 68-2023 (651 amino acids)
Biological process (GO): intra-Golgi vesicle-mediated transport
Cellular component (GO): COG complex
Source: RefSeq, a predicted model, not a curated record
CAUUUAUUCCAGAAGGACCAUAACAUCCUUCCCGAAAGUUGACGUGGAGGGUUUGUUUCUGUUUACAAUGGCUGAUAUUAAGGUAGACAGUUCAACUGAUAGCUCCACUGUUAUACAGAAUCCAAAUGCGCCUUCUCAGCCCAAUAAUCCUCUAUCAAGAAAGCUCAACAAAAUAUUGGAGACGAGGCUUGACAAUGACAAGGAGAUGCUGGAGGCGCUGACGGCGCUGUCGGUGUUCUUCACUGAGAACAGCUUGCGCACCAGGAGAAAUCUUCGAGGUGAUAUAGAGAGACGAAGCCUGACAAUCAACGAGGAGUUUGCGCGAAUAUUUAAGGAAGUAAAGGAGGAGCUUGAAGGCGUUCAUGAGGAUGUGCAGGCCAUGACUACAUGUUGUGAAGAAAUGACCAGUAGAUUAAAGGCUGCCAAGGAGCAAACUCAAGACUUGAUAGUAAAAACCAACAAGCUUCAGGGAGAGAAUCACCGCCUGGAGGUUCGGGCCCAGGUUGCCCAGGCUUUCCUUGCCAAGUUUCAGCUAUCUAACGAGGAGAUGGCCACACUGCGAGGGGCUCGGGAUGCACCCAUUACUGAGGAUUUCUUCAAAGCUCUCAGCCGGGUGAAGCACAUCCACGAGGAUGUGAAAAUCCUCUUGCGAACCAACCAGCAAACCGCAGGGCUAGAGAUCAUGGAGCAGAUGGCCGUGUUACAGGAGACAUCAUAUGAGCAGCUCUACCGCUGGGCUCAGAAUGAAUGCAGGGGACUGACCCAGGAGACCUGUGAUAUCAGCCCUGUGUUGACUCAAGCCAUGGAGGCCUUACAGGACCGACCUGUCCUUUACAAGUACACUCUGGAUGAGUUCGGGACUGCGCGCAGGUGUGCGGUGGUACGAGGCUUCAUCGAUGCCCUCACACGGGGCGGGCCAGGAGGAACUCCCCGUCCCAUAGAGAUGCAUUCACAUGACCCUAUGAGGUAUAUUGGGGACAUGCUGGCCUGGUUGCACCAAGCCACCGCCUCAGAGAAAGAGCAUCUAGAAGCUCUGCUGAAACAAGUCACUCUGCAAGGUGUGGAGGAGAACAUGCAGGAGGUCGUUGGACACAUCACUGAGGGAGUCUGCAGGCCGCUUAAAGUUCGGAUCGAACAGGUCAUCGUGGCUGAGCCAGGUGCCGUCCUGCUUUACAAGCUGUCCAACCUGCUGAAGUUCUACCAUCACACCAUCAGCUCUAUCACUGGGACCAGUGUGGCCUCCUUGCUCAUGACUAUUGAGGAAAUGCACAUCCUCAGUAAAAAGAUGUUCUUCAACAGCCUGAGCCUUCAUGCAAGCAGACUCAUGGACAAGGUGGAGCUGCCACCUGCAGACCUGGGACCCACAGCUUCCCUCACUCAGACCCUGUCCCUCCUCAGGGAGGUCCUGGCCUCCCACGACUCCUCAGUGGUUCCCCUGGAUGCCCGCCAGGCUGACUUUGCUCAAGUGCUUUCUUGCAUCUUGGAUCCCCUCCUGCAGUUGUGCACUGUGUCAGCCAGUAACCUCGGCACCGCUGACAUGGCUACCUACAUGGUCAACUCACUGUAUGUGAUGAAGACUACGCUGGCUCUCUUUGAGUUCACUGACAAGAGGCUUGAGAUGCUCGAGUUCCAGAUCGAGGCUCACCUUGACACUCUGAUCAACGAGCAGGCAUCCUACGUGCUGACCAGAGCCGGACUCAGUUAUAUCUACAGUUGUGUCCAGCAGCACAGCGCUGAACAGGGUCCUCUGUCCCUCCUCCCAAGCAUGGACAGCUCAUCUGUGAAGGCAGCGAUGGUCCAGUUUGAUAGAUACUUGUCGUCGCCUGACACUCUCGUGAUGCCACAGCUCAACUUCCUGCUCAGCGCAGCCAUCAAGGAGCAGAUUUUCCGCCAGUCGACAGAGCUGGUGUGCAGAGCCUACAGGGAGGUUCACACAGCACUGACCAGCCCAGCUAACAGCUACAAAGACCCAGAGAACCUGUUGCCCAGAUCACCUCAGCAGGUCCAGAGCUUGCUCUCCUGAAAGACACUUUUGUCCCACAUGGUUGAUCUCCAAAAAAAAAAAAAAAGGGGGGGGGGGGGGGGUCAAGCACCAGCGCUGGACAGCCUGCAGGUUAUUUAAAGAGCUGUGUAAUUUGUACAGUAUAAUAACAUAAAUGUAUAUAAAAGUGGUUGUUAAGGUGGGGUUCUGUGUGGGAAAUGAGGGAUGUGGGUCGCUGACCUCAGAGAGAGACAUGUCUGUAUAUAGAGCCUCCUGUGAGCCAUGAGGAAAGAACAUUUAUAUGUAUAUGAUCCAUUUACUUUGACUGCUACAUGUUUUUUCUCUGCGUAAAGCACUAUGUCUCCUUCUUACUGUUUGAUUUCACACCAUGUACCCUGUUUGAGGAUCAUAAUUGUACAAAACAGCUACUUUUUUUUAUUGAGAAUAUUGAACAUUAUAUAAAACAAAAGGAUACACUGAAUUAAAAAGGGGUUGUCUGAUUUUUUCCACACUUAAAAGUGGUCAGGAAAAUUUCAGCCACAAUGCCAAGAAAAACCCAAGAAGCUU